AUGGAGCCCACUUCGGGAAGCGGGAGCGAUUGCGGAGGAGGAGCGGCGACUGGGGAGUGCGUGAAUCGGAUCCCUGUGCCAAGACCGCCCUCCAUUGAGGAGUUCACGAUUGUGAAGCCCAUUAGCCGUGGCGCUUUCGGGAAAGUAUAUCUGGGACAGAAAGGCGGCAAAUUGUAUGCAGUGAAGGUUGUCAAAAAGGCAGACAUGAUCAACAAAAAUAUGGCUCAUCAGGUACAAGCUGAGAGAGAUGCUCUGGCGCUCAGCAAAAGUCCUUUUGUUGUCCAUUUGUACUAUUCUCUGCAGUCGGCGAACAAUGUGUACUUGAUAAUGGAAUAUCUUAUUGGUGGAGAUGCCAAGUCUCUUCUGCACAUAUAUGGCUAUUUCGAUGAAGAAAUGGCAGUGAAAUAUAUUUCUGAAAUAGCACUGGCUCUAGAGUACCUGCAUAGACAUGGCAUCAUUCACAGAGAUUUGAAACCAGAUAAUAUGCUUAUUUCUAAUGAAGGUCAUAUUAAACUGACAGAUUUUGGCCUUUCCAGAAUUACCUUGAAUAGAGAUAUCAACAUGAUGGAUAUCCUGACAACGCCGUCCAUGGCUAAGCCUAGACAAGAUUAUUCAAGAACUCCAGGACAAGUAUUAUCUCUCAUCAGCUCCUUGGGAUUUUACACACCAGUUGCAGAAAAUAUUCAAGAAGGUACAGAUAUUCUUUCAACCCUAUCUGAAACCUCACAGUUUUCUCAAGGACUAAUUUGUCCUAUGUCUAUAGAUCAAAAGGAUACCACUCUGUCUAGCAAACUAGUCAAAUCAUGUCUUGAAACAGUUGCCUCCAACCCGGAAGCGCCUGUGAAGUGUCUGACUUCUAAUCUACUCCAGACUCGGAAAAGGCUGGCGACCUCGAGUGCCAGUAGUCAGUCCCACACGUUUCUCUCCAGUAUAGAAUCAGAAUACCACAGCAGCCCCAGGUGGGAAAAGGAUUGCCAGGAAAAUGAUGAGACACUGGGUUUGAAAAUGAUGAGUUCGAAUGCAACUGAAAAUCCGGCCUGUACAAAACCUGCGAAUGUCAUUGAGAGCCGAAAUGUCAACAGGAAGGACCUCGAGUUAGGCCUUUCUCCCAUUCACCCCAGCUGUGGCAUUCCUCAUCCUGGAGAUGCUUGGCUGGAUGUUGCUAAAACAUGCGCCUCUGGGAAAGAUUCCUGGGAAGCCAGAGAACUGGCUCCAGUAAAUAAUAUUAACACGCCCAGUGCCACAGGGCAGUCUGGUUCUCAUCCAUCGCAUCAGUGGGACGUGGAUUCUGGCAAGGUGACCAAAGAGCACCUUGAGAAAAAGGGUUUUAAGAGACAUUUUGAGUUGGUUGAUACCAGUCCUUGCCAGGAAAUCAUACAGAAUAAAAAAAAUUGUGUAGAGUAUACCUGUGGUAGUGAAAUGAUGGAGUGCCGUGCAAACCACAGCACUGGGCUAACAGGCGAAGUCCAGGACUUUCAGAUAUCAGUGUACAGAAGCCCGCUCAAUGACGGUGACAAUGAGGAGAACAUUGCCAGCCCUUUUCCUGAUAAACAAGAAACACCAGAAAAGGCACCUACCCCGAUGAUAGCAAAAAACCUGCUCUGUGAACUGGACGAUGAUUGUGAAAAGAACAUUAAGAAGGAUGACUUAAGUGCUAGUUUUUUGGGUUCUGAUGAUGAGAGGGCGCCUAAAGGUAUGUAUGCGGAUUCUGAUACCUCUUUUCCUGGGAUUUCCAUAAUGGAAAGUUCGUUAGAAAAGCAGUCCUUCGAUCUAGACAAAAGCAUCAGAGAAGCCUCUUUUGAAGAAUCAAAUAUCACAGACCGACUGAUGGUGUCACCGAGCCACCAAGAAAAUGCCCUGCCAAAGGGUGACGAGGAUCCUGCUGCCCAAGACAAUAAUGGGAAAAUGUUUGCUCCUUCUUCAGAGGCGUUAAAAACAUUAACCAUCCCUAAAAGGAAUGUGGUAGCGUUUCAAAGUUUUAACAGCCACAUUCAUGCAUCCAAUAACUCUGAACCAUCUAAAGUGAGUGUGACUUCUUUAGAUGCCAUGGAUACUUCGUGUCCUUACAGUGAUUCCUAUCCCGUGGCUCUAACCCCUAGUCAAAAAAGAAGUUCCUCUCUGCCAUAUGCGACCCCAUGUCAGAACAAGUCAGGAACACCAUUCCGAACACCAAAGAGUGUGAGAAGAGGGGCAGCCCCAGUGGAUGAUGGGAGAAUUCUAGGAACCCCGGACUACCUGGCACCUGAGUUGUUACUAGGGAGGGCCCAUGGAUUUCUGAAUUCGGGUCCGUCAGUAGACUGGUGGGCACUUGGAGUUUGUUUGUUUGAGUUUCUGACAGGAAUUCCCCCUUUCAAUGAUGAAACCCCACAGCAAGUAUUCCAGAAUAUUCUGAAAAGAGAUAUCCCUUGGCCAGAAGGUGAGGAAAAGCUAUCUGAUAAUGCUCAAAGUGCAGUCGACAUACUUUUAGCCACUGAUGUUACAAAGAGAGCUGGAAUUAAAGAGCUGCAACGCCAUCCUCUCUUCAGCGGCGUGGACUGGGAGCAUCUGCAGCAUCAAGCUAUGCCUUUUAUACCCCAGCCAAUUGAUGCAACAGAUACAUCCUACUUUGAAGCCAGAAAUAACGCUCAACACCUGACUGUAUCUGGAUUUAGUCUAUAGCACAUACAUUUUCUAAGUCUGACCUUAUGUUAUAAGCCUGCAUUUUUAUAUGGUCCUCAAUGCUAGAUUGGCCAAAGGAAGAUAGAUGAUUUAACCUGGGUCAAUGAGCUUUAAUGUAUGUUACAACCACCACAAACCAGGAAUUUAAUCUCAAAAUGGUGUAUAGAUCUUCAAAGUUCUUAUUUAUUUGCCUAUUGCACUUUAUGAAAGUUAAUGCAUCAGUAAAACUAGAAUGACACUAUCACUUUAGAGGGAGGGUGCAUACACUUCAUGUUCUUGUUAAUCUACUGUCAAUUGCUCGAGUUUAAUUUAUUUGCAAAUGAUUGCCUACAAACGGUGCUUUCUCAAAAAGUCAUUUAAGGCUGCAUUGUUUUAAAACAUUCACAUUCUCAAAAAGCAGCCAGAGAAAUAGUCACGAGUUGUGUGACUUCUUUCGAGAAUGACGAGUGAGCAAAAGGCCUAGGGGUUUUCCAACUCACUUUCCUACGAAUAUGGUUAAACCAAAUUGUGUUGCGUGAGUGUUUCUGGCCUUGCUCUCCCGUCUGUUUUUCACCUGCUCCUGGAAAGCUGAGGUGUGGCAAGCUCAAUAGUUUGUCUAAGUUUGGUGGAAAUGAUGUUUCAAACAUGCCACAUUGUUAUCAACAGCCUAAUCCAUAAGAAACAAAAAUAACUUUGUAUUGUGCUUAAUAUAAUUGUAACAUACUUCAAGUAGAUAAUUUGUCAACAUCAUUUAUAUGUGUGUAUCUUUACAACAAAUUUUAACUUGUUAGGUCAUAUAUUAAACUGAGCUUUCAGUAUUUAAAUGUGCCAUUAAGUAAAAUUUCAGCUAAUAAGAUUAAGUAAUCUAUUAAAUACUAUUGUUCUUUUUUGCACACUAA
Molecule: messenger RNA, 3536 nt
Organism: Echinops telfairi (small Madagascar hedgehog)
Lineage: Eukaryota; Metazoa; Chordata; Mammalia; Afrosoricida; Tenrecidae
Gene: MASTL
Product: microtubule associated serine/threonine kinase like
Exons: 13
Coding region: 1-2658 (885 amino acids)
Biological process (GO): peptidyl-serine phosphorylation; intracellular signal transduction
Cellular component (GO): nucleus
Molecular function (GO): ATP binding; protein serine/threonine kinase activity
Source: RefSeq, a predicted model, not a curated record